Scaptodrosophila lebanonensis is the source of this 993-nucleotide messenger RNA. Its product is annotated as type 1 phosphatases regulator YPI1. The coding region runs from base 88 to 624 and encodes 178 amino acids. Gene Ontology annotation, cellular component: nucleus. The transcript has 3 exons. Gene Ontology annotation, molecular function: protein phosphatase 1 binding; protein serine/threonine phosphatase inhibitor activity. The record is from RefSeq and is a predicted model, not a curated record. Lineage: Eukaryota; Metazoa; Arthropoda; Insecta; Diptera; Drosophilidae.
CUGUUUUUAUAUUUUACGCUUCUUAACAUUUUAAUUGGUGAAAGAGACUCAUCCGCAAUAUAUGAAAUUUUUGUUUAGUUUGUAAAUAUGGAGAACAAUUUACCGAGUGCAUCUUCCAUUAACACAAGAACGGAAACAGUUGACGUAACGGAUGCAUCUGCAGGAAACGGACAGAGGCAGACUCAAAACGUUCCAACUCUUGUGCUGCGUUUGGAACAGCCGCGAGAUGAACGGCGUGUGGUCUUUCACGAGGGAGUCAUAGAUAACGAACAUAUGAAUAAGAAAAAGUCCAAAUGCUGUUGCAUCUACAGAAAGCCUCUGGCUUUUGGCGAGAGCUCUUCGGAAGAUGACGAGGACUGCGAGCACUGUUUUGGUCAUCCAGAGAAGCGCAGAAGGAAUCGAAAAAAGCAUGAUCAUGGUAAUGGCCAUGAUCAUGAUCAUGCGGUUGAUGAUGUUGGUGACUCAUGUGGUUUGCGACGAAAUGAAGGAGCCUCGACGUCCUCGCAGACUCAGCAAGAAGAUGAAAAUGCAGCACAUCCAGCAGCAACAGCAACGCCACCACCAACACCAACAACUCCAGCGCCAGAAUCCUCAAUUGAAAAACCAUUACCCACCGGUAAUUAAAAUUCCAAGAAGAGUUGCAUGCUUCAAAUGUUUAAAUAGAUGUCGCGAUAAAGUUGAUGUCACAGGUCGCAGGCACGUAAGUGUGAUGGUUUGGAGAGAAUACGGUUGGUUGUGCCUGCCACCUUCAAUUCUUGGGCUUCAGCUCAAAGGACUCGCUAACAUUUGGGCUAAUGUUGAAAGCCUUCGCCUUGGCCCGCGAGCGCCACACCUAAAAAUAACAAAUGUUGUGUUAAAUUAUUGAAAUAAUUCGGUAUAAGAUAUUGUUUAAGUUUUAAUGUUUAACAUUUUACUAAUUAUACCACAAAUCUUUUAGUUAUAUUUUAAAUUCAUCACAAACUAAUUAAAGUUGAACAUUUACCGAUUGAUUUA